Molecule: messenger RNA, 684 nt
Organism: Aureobasidium pullulans EXF-150
Lineage: Eukaryota; Fungi; Ascomycota; Dothideomycetes; Dothideales; Saccotheciaceae
Exons: 1
Coding region: 94-552 (152 amino acids)
Source: RefSeq, a predicted model, not a curated record
ACCAUUGAUCGCUUCUGUCAAGCCAUAUGUAGAAGCAUCCUUGGCGUUGUUGUCGUUAUCCCACACUCCUGCAGCAAGCAAUUCUGCUUCUGCAUGAUUACUUCCUUGGACGAAAAGACAAGGACAAUCGAGCAAAACCAACACUUCCCCACCCUCAUAGCAAUCCAGCAUAUUGCUAUUUCUGGUCCAGUUGAACGUCGGCUGUAUCAACCUGUUAUCCGUAUCCACCGCACCACCGAGGAAAAGUUGAGGUGUAGAGAUCCAUGCGUCCAAAGGUCCAACAACACUAUACCCCGUGAAAAGAAUUAUACUCAGACUGCCAGGUUCAUCACGAGAUGCGAUAAACUUUUGAACUCUAUUGAUGAGAUCCUGUACGCAUCCAUUCAGCUCUUUUCCAAAAAACUACACUUCUUCACAAAGUUUGUAGCAGCGCGAAAAAAAAAAGAAAAAAAGAUAAAAGUAACUUACAGGUGUCAUUCUCCAUCCCUUCCCUUCAUCAAUCUCACAAACCUGAAUUCCAAACCCGUAUCCCUCGUUGAAAAUCUCCAAUAAUUCCUUUUCUGCAUUUUUCUUUCCCGUCGAACAAGAUGAAAAGUGGAUAGCCAAAACAUUGGUUUGGUUAAAAUUGCCGUCUUUGGGCGAUGCUGGUUUCUCGCUUGCUUGAUGGAGUGUUUUUCGAAUCUA